Gracilinanus agilis (Agile Gracile Mouse Opossum) is the source of this 810-nucleotide messenger RNA. RefSeq names its product chromosome 1 C8orf89 homolog (gene C1H8orf89). Bases 1 to 810 code for a protein of 269 amino acids. NCBI's taxonomy places the organism in Eukaryota, Metazoa, Chordata, Mammalia, Didelphimorphia, Didelphidae. The record is from RefSeq and is a predicted model, not a curated record. The transcript has 6 exons.
AUGGCCUUGAGUAGAAGAAGCCGCCUUUCAUUGGUUCCAGAGCCUAAAGUUGCUUUGCUGGCCCUCCGGUCCCGCCUUCCCGCCCCCGCCCGCGCAGUAGGCUUGGUGUGCGCGCCGACGGGGCGUGCCGGACACCUAGCAACGCGCGGGCUGUGUGGGGGUGGGGAGGAGGCGCGGCAGGUGGGGGCGCCUGCCCACGGAACCGCCACCUGCGGGCGGGGGCCGCAGUCUCCUCCCCCGCCGGGGUCGGCUCUUGCGCAGCUGGGGGUGAGAGAAGACACUCCGGGCCCCGGGAGGCCUCUCGGCCCUUCCCAUGGGGCCCCGGGCCGCCGGACGGGGGGCAUACCCGUCUUGGGGGAGGCGAACGUGACCGUGUGCGCAGCGCUGGUGACGGGGACCAGGCUGCCCAGCAGAGCCACGCACCCCGGGCCAGCGGGCGACAGCGCUGGGUUAAGAAGGAGCGACCCCUCCCAGUGGAUCUGCGGGGACGGGGAAGGGGACGGGGACGAAUCAUAUACAUCAGAAUUAAAUUACUUGCUGUCCUCAUGCAGUCUAAAAAGGAAAGACAGAUGGAAUUUACAGCAGUAUAAUGUUAGAGAUUCUCAAAGGAACUUAUCUUCAUUUUCAAAAGAACAUAAUAAAAUGCCAGUACUCACUCAUGAAAACAGAUAUUUAACUUCAAGAGUCACCAAAAGUUCACUUGAUGGUUGUUUUAUCUUUGAAAAUAGCUGGAAAAAAGCAGUUCAUGAAACACAAAAAAUGAAAAAAGAUAAAGAAGAGAAAAAGAUCUGGCUAAAGAAAAAGCCUUGA